Molecule: messenger RNA, 4250 nt
Organism: Linum tenue
Lineage: Eukaryota; Viridiplantae; Streptophyta; Magnoliopsida; Malpighiales; Linaceae
Source: the annotation of a GenBank genome assembly
GACCGGCCGGGGCCGCAAUCUAGUAUGAGUUUAGGGAAUCAACUUCCCCAAUUUGAAAACCUCUUCUCUGCAACGAAACUCAUAUCGGAGCUCUGAAAGGCGAGGGAGAUCAUCCUCCGCCUGUUAACAAUUCUCUCUGCCAUGGACGCACGUCACGCAUCUCUUGGUCGACGAACUCUGGAAGAGAUUCGACAAAAGCGAGCGGCAGAGAGAUUGAGCCAAGCAUCGUCUGGAACAGAUCUCAGCAAGUCUCCCAUCCUUGCAGAUAAUGUUGGAAUAAAGAAAUCCGAGAGUGCCAAUCGACUCUCAGAGGCUGACGUUAGUGGUUUAGUAGCGCAGCUGCAAGAACUUCAGAAAAGGAAUUCGGAGUUAGAGGAGAACAACAGGGUAUUGUUUUUUAAGCUUCAAUCGGAGAAUACUGAGAAGGAGACAUUACAAAGUCGCCUAAAUGAUCUGGAACAGAGUACUGUUCCAUCUUUAAGGAAAGCUCUUAAGGAUGUAGCAAUGGAAAAAGAUGCAGCGGUUGUUGCAAAGGAGGACCUUUCAGCCCAGCUUCGUACUCUGAAGAAACGGUUAAAGGAUGCAGAAGAGGAACAAUACAGAGCUGAGGAAGAUGCUGCAGCGUUAAGAGCAGAGUUGAACUCAAUUCAGCAGCAGGCAAUGAGUAAUCAGCUCAACGGUAUAACUUCAAUGGGUAUUCCAACAGAUCAAUUACAAAGCUUGGAACAUGAGUUGGCUACUUUGAAGUCUGAUCUGCAGCGAGAGUCUUCCAUGAGGCAAGUAGAGCAACAGCGGUUGCUGGAGGAGAAAGUCAAGGUCUCUGCCCUUGAGUCUGAAAAGCAGCAGCUGGAAGACAAACUUCUUUCUCUGUCACAAAGGGCACCAGAACAAGUGUCAGAAGGAGCUGCUUAUAAUGUAUUUUCAAUGGAGGAUAAAGAGAGACUUGAGAAGCAGUUGCAUGAUAUGGCUGUUGCAGUUGAGAGAUUGGAAAGUAGUAGACAGAAGCUUCUGAAGGAGGUGUAGUCUCUGUUUACCUGAUUUCCUUUUAUUUAUAGGUGUCAGUUGCAAGGACACUUACCGCCCUUAAUGUUUUUCAUAUUUUUGCCAGAUUGAUUCGCAAUCUUCAGAGAUAGAGCAGCUCUUCGAAGACAAUUCUCACCUUUCACAUUCUCUUCAAGAGGCAAUGAACACUGCCAACCAAUGGGAGAGCCAGUUAAAGGAUUGUCUCAAGCAGAAUAAAGAACUUCGUGUAGUGCUUGAUAAUUUGAGAACAGAACAGGCAGCUGUACUGUCUUCAAGUUACAAGGACGGGCAGAGAGGCUCAAGAGAUGCAGAAAGAGAUGGCUUAAACUCACAGGGAUCUGCAACUGAAGUUCUCUCUCUCAAGGGGGAGCUCGUAAAAGAACAAAGCAGAGCAGAAGCUUUAUCGGCAGAGGUCAUGCAGCUAUCAGCAAAGCUCCAGCAGGCAACACAGGCAUACAUUGGUCUUGCCCACGCCUAUAGACCAGUGCUUCGGAACAUUGAAAGCAGCCUCAUCAAGAUGAAGCAGGAUGGCUCCGUGACAGCUCAAUGAGAAAGCAGAGAACGCUACGAUUCAUUCGUUGUAUAUUUCAAGAAUAGCUGACCAACACUGCAGGCUUUUAUACCUACUAGCGCUGAUGAAAUGCUCGGACUUUAGGGCGAACGGCCCAGCUGGAAGAGUAGAAAGGCCAUUGCCCUCAUGUUUACUUUCUGCGUUUGGGUUGAGGGAAGUGAUGUGGGGAUACCAGAUAUCAUUUUCAGUUACCUGGUGUACAAUGGUUCUAUUUUCUUCUCACAAUUAAUAGAAAUUUACGUUUUUUCGAACAUUUUGCAUUUGGAGCAAUUGAAAGGCAAUUGAGAUACUUAUUAGGUAGAGAACUCGCCAACCUUGCGACUGGAAAGAAGAAAUAAAGUAAUCAGAUGGAAUGGCUAUUACCAUAUCUUAUAAGGGUGUAUUAUUUUCUCAAAACUGUAAGGUGUACGCGCUGAUAUACACGUUGCCCCGAAAAGACAGAAAACUUUCGGCAUCUGUUUUGUCAAGAAUGUAAGCAGAAGCAACUCAAGAGAAACAGAGUAAAGAAUGAUCUUGAUUCUCACCAAUAAUCCCCACAAGAACACACCCCAUCACGGAAAUGGUGAAAGCGAUUCACGUCUCUCACCAGAAUCUCUUUACGUGCAAACUUCGAUAUGAACUUGGUAAAGGAGUGACAAUCUUCACACAGCCGCAGGUUCUUGGUGAUCCGAAUUGGCUCUGCGUUGCUGGUGUUGAUGAGUCCAAAUGCUAGCGCUAAUUUUUCGCUGUGGCCAAGCACGAUCCUCUCUUUCUCCUCUUCCCCAAGGUCAUAUAGCACCACUUUGAUCUGCGGCACAUAUCCUUUCUCCUUCAUCUCCGACGAUAAUUCACACAGCAGAGCAUGUAGCUGCUCGAUUUGAGGAUUAAACUCAUCAGUCGAGACAAAGGAAUGUAUUUGCCUCUUUACUUCUAUCCAGCUGCGACCGGGGACUUUCUGUAGUCCUCUGGAUUCAAGGAGCUUUUUAACUCUUUUUACUUCGUCCCACUUACCAGCUUCUGCAUAAGUGUCAGCCAGCAGCACGUAGUUCCCAGCAUUUGCAGGCUCGAGUUGAAAAAGCUUUGUGCUCGCCCUCUCUGCAAACUCAACGUUACAAUGAAUCCUAGACGAUCCAAGGAGAGAUCCCCAGACCUUAGGCCCUGGUUCUAUCCGCAUAUCAUCGAUGAAUUUAGCUGCUUCCUCUAACUUAUUGGCCCGCCCUAGAAGAUCCACCAUGGAAGCAUAAUGUUCCACACUAGGAAUUAUCCCAUACUCUUUUCUCAUCGCCUGAAACAAUGCUCUUCCUUCAUCCACAAGACCUGCAUGGCUACAAGCUCCCAGAAGACUGACAAACGACACAGGACUUGGUGAUAUACCGCAACUGAUCAUGUCUUUGAAAAUAUCUAUUGCUUUCUUCCCAUGCCCAUGAGCUCCAAACCCUGAAAUCAGAGAAUUCCAAGAGACGACAUCUCGUUUAUCCAUGCCGUCAAAAACUUGUUGUGCCACUUCGAGUUUGCCGCACCUUGCGUACAUUGUGACCAGUGCGCUGAUUACUGGCAAGAUGGUAUCAAGACCAUUCCUCAGAAUGUAUCCAUGUAUUAACUUUCCUUGCUCCAGGGCUGCAAGAGCAGCACAAGCUUGAAGGACGCUGACCAUUGUCACAGAAUUGGGACCUACAUCCUCUUCUGUUUUGAGCAUCAUUUCCCUGAAGAGCUUCAAUGCCUCGAAAGCCUUCCCAUUCUUCGCAUAACAAGCAAUCAUGGCACUCCAAGAAACCACAUUUUUGACCGCCAUCUGGUUGAAAACAGCACUAGCAUAAGCCACGCAUCCAAACUUGGCAUACAUAUCAACCAAUGUAGUCAUAAUAUGUACAAAUCCCCCAUACCCAUGUCGCAGAAUAUGAGCAUGAAUCUCCUUUCCCUUCCACAGCAACGAUACUAAACACUCGGAAGCAACACAAGCCUUGAGGGCGUAUGUAUACGUGAACCUAUCAGAAGGCAUCCCAAGAGAACUCAUCGUGCGGUACAAGUUCAAGACCUCUUCCCCAUGGCCCGCCAACGAAAGCGCUCGAAACAACGCGUUGUAAACAUAAAUAGUUCGCUUCCGAGUUUUGUCAAACACCUUGCGUGCAUCAUCAAUCAGGUCCAGAGACGAAUACAUAUUGAUAAGUUUCGUUGCCAAGAAGGGAUCUUGAUCAAACCCAUUCUCAUGGAGGUGGCGGUGAACCCACUGUGCAUCGACGAGCGAACUUUGGUGGAUGCAAGAGAGAAUUAGGUGCUCGUAGGUCCGUUGAGUCGGGUUGGACUCUUCGCUCAUCAGCUUCACGGCCCGCUUCAGGUUGCCUUGUUUGCAUAGAGACUGUAUAAGCUGGUUAUUGUCAGCUGUGGUCGAGGUCGAAGGAUUCAAGGAUACGAAACAAACGGGCGGCUUCCGGGAGGAACGUGGGAUGAAGGCUGAUGAAGGAGACGGCUGAGCAUUGGGUUGAGGAGAACUAAGAGCCCACAUUUGGAUAUGGCGUCUGAUUUUGAGAACCAAGCCAAGCCGCCAACAAAGGGUUGAAACAACUCUCCCCUGCGGUGGUUGAGACUUGUCAGUCCUUUCUAAUCGGACCAACUGUUGGAGUAGAUGAGAGAUGGAAUCAAUGGAGCCGAUGCAGAUGAAGUCGGAAGUCACAGGCGG